Molecule: messenger RNA, 2282 nt
Organism: Arabidopsis thaliana (thale cress)
Lineage: Eukaryota; Viridiplantae; Streptophyta; Magnoliopsida; Brassicales; Brassicaceae
Product: RNA-binding (RRM-RBD-RNP motif) domain nuclear transport factor 2 family protein
Exons: 15
Coding region: 145-2178 (677 amino acids)
Cellular component (GO): cytoplasm
Molecular function (GO): nucleic acid binding; RNA binding
Source: RefSeq, marked reviewed
UCGUCAUUUCUUAACAAAUAAGUCAUUUCUUUUGUGUUAGCCGCUGCUUCUCACCAUUUCUUUUAUGAUUAUGUUCGCAAGAUCUAACGAUUUUGCGUUUGGAACUUGAUUUGAGAUACAGGGCAUUGCAUAUUCUCUGUAUCGAUGGAUCCUCGUCCAAAUACUGCAAAGGUGGGGGAUGAGUUUGCAAGGCAGUACUAUAACACCUUGCAAAACGCCCCGGAGAAUCUCUAUAAGCUUUAUAAAGAUAAGAGUACGAUUUCACGGCCUGGACUAGAUGGAACGAUGCGUGUCUUCACUUUAUCGAAAGAUCUUAAAUGGCGAUCUCCUGGUAGUUUUGAUUCGGUUAAGAUAACCAGCGUCACGUCCCAAGACUCUCUUAAGCAGGGUAUCCUCGUCGUUGUUUAUGGCUACCUCACUUUCAACGAGAGACCUGCAAGGCACUUCACACAAGUUUUCUUUCUUGUUCCCCAAGAAAAAGGCUACAUUGUUUGCACCGACAUGUUCAGGUUUGUUGAUAUACCCGAGGCCAAUGCAGCCAUUCCUCCUGCUAAUGAUGUCAUAGAGGAGAAAGUUCCAGAAACGGAGGGAGCUGCUCUGAGAGUUUCUGAACCAAAUCAUGGUUUUGAUAAUGUUCCCAAGCUAUCUUGUGCUUCUGAGGGUGCAGCCAUUUGCGCUAAAAAACUUCCUCUAGAUGCAACCAUUGCCUUUGUUGAGAAUGCAUUUAAGCAGUUUGGAGAAAUUAGAAGAGGUGGAGUUGAAGUUAGAAUCAACUGGCACUGUACUGGGAAAUAUGCUUAUGUGGAGUUUGAAGAAGCAGAGGCCGCUAACAGGGCAAUAAUGGCGUCUCCUAUAAGUAUUGAUGGGUACAGAACUUACGUGGAGAAGAAGUACGCUUACAAUAAAAGUGCUGAUACUGGAAAUGGGAACAGUCAGGACUCUCAAGCUAUAACUGAAGAUGCACACAUUCGUGUAAAAGACCUUCCUCCAAAUGCAACCGUUGCCUUGGUUGAGAGUGUAUUUAAGCAGUUUGGACCAAUUAAAAAGGGACGAAUUCGAGUUAUAAACCCUGCUAAUUCGAACUAUUGGUAUGCUUUUGUGGAGUUUGAGGAAGCAGAUGCUGCCAAGAGAGCAAUACAGGCGUCUCCUCUAAAUGUUGAUGGCCACACAACUUACGUGGAGCAGAAGCAACCAUACUAUGAAGGUUACUAUGAAAGUCCAUCCGAUGGACCAGGAAACAUAAAGAGAGGCGAGGGAGUGAGAGGAUCACUAGGUAAUCCCAUUUGUAACUGGCAGAAGAUGGAGGAAGUGAGAGGAACAGAUGUUUAUGACUUGCAAAACUGGCAAAAGAUUAUGAAUCAAUCGGAGGAGCAGAUGAAGUUUCAGGAGGAAGAAGGGCGACAAUACAAUCAAAACAGAUAUACAAGCGAGGAAGUGAGAGGAACAGAAGGAGUUGGUCUGGAGGAAGAAGAAGAAGAAGAAGAGAACCAAAACUGGGAGGAACAGAGGAAGAUUCAGGAGGAAGAAGGAACAGAAUCUCACGAAGCGUCCGUUUUCCUUAAACGUCUUCCUCUAGAUGUAACCUUUGCCUUGAUUGAGGAUGCAUUGAAGAAGUUUGGACCAAUUAAUGCCAUUUCAAUUAUAAAAUCUGGUCCGCUCUAUAAAUUUGCUUUUGUGGACUUCGAGAAAGCAGAUGUCGCCAACAGGGCAAUAAUGGCGUCUCCUGUGAGGAUUUGUGAGAAAAACGUUAACGUGCAGAAGAAGCUAAGUGCAGGUGCAGGGAAGCGUUACACAAGACCAACCUGCAGAGACACCUCGGUGCCGCUAGGUGCAGAAUCAGGUCACAGGGAACAGGGAAGUCAAAACAGAUAUGGAAGCGAGCAAGUGAGAGGAACAGAAGCUUUUGACUUUUGGGACUGGCAGUGGCAGAAGUCAAAGGAGGAACAGAGUAAGCUUCAGGAGGAAGAGGGAGAAAUACAAGUUGAUCAUUCUUGGGAGGAGGAACAUAGCAAGGUUCUGGAGGAAGAGAGUAAGCUUCAGGAGGAAGCGGUAGAAACACAAGUUGAUCAUUCUUGGGACUAUGAGCAGAUAAUGGAGGAGCAAGAAGAGGAAGAAUCAAAACAGAACCAGACUAGUUAUAUUGAAGAUAUUGCGGCUUUUUUUUCGGGUGUUUUAUGAUUUUGACUAGCUCCCAUGUAAUUGUAAUGAUAGAAUCAUUGAUUUGUGAUAAAAGAACACGCAGAGAGCCAGAGAUAUUGGUUCUUAAAGUGUGGCAUCAAUGC